Spea bombifrons (plains spadefoot toad) is the source of this 2676-nucleotide messenger RNA. RefSeq names its product reticulon-4 receptor-like. The record is from RefSeq and is a predicted model, not a curated record. Gene Ontology annotation, molecular function: protein binding. The coding region runs from base 728 to 2173 and encodes 481 amino acids. Gene Ontology annotation, cellular component: plasma membrane. The transcript has 3 exons. Lineage: Eukaryota; Metazoa; Chordata; Amphibia; Anura; Pelobatidae.
ACCACAUGAUCCCAUAAAACAUUCAUCACCUCUCAAUCCCUGAUCCAGCUCCAUAAAACAUUCAUCUUUUUGCUUUUUUUUUCUCUCUCUCUCUCUCUCCUCUCCUCUCACUGGUUUUUCCAUACAGUAAAGUAGGUAAGGAAAUAAGAACUGCGAUUUCUAGCACAAAGCCUGGCAGGCAGAGGAAGCAUAACUACCCACUGGAUACUCAGCACCAGUGCUGGUGGGGGGGAACACCAAGAGAUCUCCUUAACCCCCAGGCUCAUUGUGAAGCUCCCCAAGUAUCCCUUAGUGAAUUAGUUUGGGGUGGAAAAAAAAGAAGAACAAGCUAUGGAUAUUUUAAAUGGAUCUUGAAUACUAAUUGGAAGAUUUCUUCACACCUCCCUAAAACUGAAGGGGGGCAAUCAUUGAAUGGGAUAUUUCCUUUGCAGUCAUUAUAUAUCUUUUUUUUUUUUUGUGGGGAGGGGUGAGUGUGAUUCAUUUUGCUUGAAGUUUUAAUUUCCCAAGGAUAGUGUAUUUAUAAAAUACAAUACAAUACAAUACACUCCUGUUCAAGUCUGCACAACAAGGAAUAUAUUUCAGAAAUCCUAAAAUGAAGAGAAUGUUUGAUAGAGGACUAUCUGGCAAUUUCUGUACCAGAGUGUUUUCAUGUUUUGGACUUGUGGGGAUGUGGAACAGCAGUAUUGUAGAUCAAGAGAGCAUCUGAAGAAACCUUCAAGAUACAAGAAUGCAAGGAACAAAGUUACUUUUUCUUGUUGCCUGCUGCAUCAGCUUCAGGUUUAAAGUAGAAGGCUGUCCAGAGGCUUGCAUAUGCUACGAUGAACCUAAGAUCACAAUCAGCUGUCAGCAACAAAGACUGACUGUAAUCCCAUCAUACAUUCCAAUACAGACUCAAAGGAUAUUUCUCCACAACAAUAAAAUAACUUUAAUAAGGUCUACUAGCUUCACAUCGUGUCAAAAUCUCACUAUUUUAUGGAUUCAUUCAAACAAUAUUAGUUAUAUUGAGUCUGGAUCUUUUCAUGGAUUAAACAAGCUGGAGGAACUAGACAUGAGUGACAACUUUAAUCUUAAAACCAUUUCUCCACUCACAUUCCGAGGGCUUGUCCAUCUACAUACAUUACACCUAAAUCGAUGUGGUUUGCAGGACCUGCCGCCAGGAAUUUUCCAAGGUCUUUUUUCUUUGCAGUACCUCUAUCUCCACGACAACAAUUUACAUUUUUUGCCUGACGAUACUUUUGUCGAUUUGGGAAACCUCACUUUCCUGUUUCUCCAUGGUAAUAAACUCAAUAGUCUAUCUGAAAAUGUAUUUAAUGGUCUAAUAAACUUAGACAGAUUGCUGGUUCAUCAGAACAGACUUACUUUUGUCCAUCGGAGAACGUUCCACGAUCUCAAAAAAGUGACGACCCUAUAUUUGUUUAACAACAACUUGACAGUCCUUAAGGGAGAGAUAUUGUCACCUCUUGUAUCACUUCAAUAUUUACGUCUAAAUGGAAACCAGUGGAUCUGCGAUUGCAGAGCUAAAUCUCUGUGGAAUUGGUUAAAACAGUUUAAAGGGUCAUCGUCAGAGCUGGAGUGCUACAUCCCACUGAACCUUGCAGGAUCUGAUCUCAAGAAACUGAAGAUCAUUGAUCUGGAUGGGUGUACCAACACUUCUUUCAUUCAGAUGAGAACAGGUUUAUUUACUGCAAAGAGUGGGCACGGGAAACAAACCGAUGCAGAAACAUUCUUGGAUUUGGACGAGAUGGCUGAUGAUUGUUGUCAGCCGGUGAAUAAGCCUUCAUUUACUGGAACAAAUGCUAAAACAGGCCCUUCUUCACAUACAAGUCGAGUAUCACCAAACAUCCCGGUAAAAGACAAAGAAAAUAUUUCUAAAACAAAAAUGGUUGGCAAUGUUGACAACAGAAAAAACAGAACGCACAAGCAAAUCAACGACUCUCCCUUCGGAACCUUUACCAGCAAAACAGACAGUUCACUUACCAAGUUAAAGCAAAACAAUGUGUUUGAGUCUGUUGAACCUUCUACAGUCCCAAAUAAAAAGAAAAACCCUUGCUUGAAAAAGGUGAAGUCAAAAUCUCAGUGUCGAAUGUAUCAACCAGGAACUAAUUCUGCUUUGCUAAUUACAGCAAAUCUCCUCUUUAUUACUUUGUUCUCGAUUCUACCUAUAUACUCUUAAAGCCUAUAUUUUCAUUUUGAAACUGUUUCAAAGAAGGCUUAUGGCUGAGCUCCAUAUGUUGUUGAAAACAAAGAAAAACAAAACCAAGCUGUUCACAAAAAAAAAUACAGCUUCACAAAAAAAAGGUGAUUGAAUAUUUUUUUAUGGUUGUGUAAUACAAGUUUAUAGAGUGAAGAAAUAUUACUUUAAUCCUCAUAUAAAUAAAAAAAAUGUUCCUGGAAAAAUAAAAAACGCUAAACAUUAAAGUUUAGCCUUUCUUUGUAAUUAAAGUUGUACUUAAUAAUGAUACAAAAUGUACAUUGUAAAAAAAUGCUGUUUGUCUGCUCUGUUUAUGAAUAGUAUAAUUAUCUGUACUUAUGUCAUUAAAUGUCUGAGUAGCAUUUGUUAAAAAAUGCUAACCACUUAUCUACAUUCUCCAUGUAUACACAUAUAGAUAUGCAUUUUAUUUUACUUGUGCUCAAAUAUAAAUGAAGUAAAAAAUAAACAUUUUCCUUUUUUCAGUA